UAUGGACUACAACUGACUGGAAUCACACCUUUCCGCGGGUAGCGCGCUUCGUGCGCACUUUAAUUAGAUCAGGGACCAAUGUGUAGUUAUCGGGAGAGCGGUAUUCUCACCAGGUCUCAGGAGGCUUAACUUCAAUCGUCAAAAUUUCAGCGAAGAUAGGAGUGCCUCGUCGUCUCCGGUGUUUUUCCGUCACUUACUUGCACCGUGUUCCUUUGGUGAGCCGCAUCGUCUACCUGCUGCUUUCAUGAACUUGUGUCAGACGUCGGAGCGAGUCUUGCGAACCGCGGACAAUGAAGACCACUCGAAAAUGCCGUGCCUUGCUGUCCGUGACUUUGAAUCUUAUUGCACUGUUCUUCUCCACUACGGCAUUUAUCACCACGUACUGGUGCGAGGGCACUCAGAGGGUCCCCAAGCCCAACUGCAGCAAAGAGAGGCGGCAUAACUGCAUCGACUACGGGGUCAAUGAGACUGACCAAAGCAAAGUGCAUUACAGCUGGGAAACGGGAGACGACAGGUUCCUCUUUAGAUAUUUUCACACGGGAAUCUGGUACUCCUGCGAGGAAAACAUCCAUGGGGCAGGUGAGAAAUGCCGGAGCUUUAUCGAUCUGGCCCCGGCUUCAGAGAGAGGUGUCCUUUGGCUGUCGGUGGUGUCUGAAGUGCUAUACAUCAUGCUGCUGGUGGUUGGCUUCAGCCUAAUGUGCCUGGAGCUCUUUCACUCCAGCAACGUGAUCGAUGGACUCAAGCUCAACGCCUUUGCGGCCGUCUUUACGGUUCUCUCAGGGCUCCUGGGUAUGGUGGCCCACAUGAUGUACACACAGGUGUUCCAGAUUACAGUGAGCCUGGGACCAGAGGAUUGGCGACCGCACACGUGGGAUUACGGCUGGUCCUUUUGUCUGGCGUGGGGCUCGUUCACCUGCUGCAUGGCCGCCUCGGUCACCACCCUCAACUCCUACACCAAGACGGUGAUCGAGUUCCGGCACAAACGUAAGCUCUUCGAGCAGGGCCUCCGCGAGGAGCAGACCUUCCUGGACCCCGAGACCUUCCACUACUUCCGCGACCGCUCCGUCCAGUCUGUGUCCAGCUCCGUGGAUGUGUACCCAGGCCACGGGGGAGGAGGAGGAGGAGGAGGAGGGGGCAGUGGUGGGAGGGGUAAGCUCCACCGUGGGCCCUCCAGCUCCAUGGACCUGGGCGAGAACUGUGACUCCCUGGGUGAGGAGCAGUGCUGAGGGGCUACAGGCCUGUGGCUGGACACCCUGACGCCCAGGCUUCUUAGUGCUUAGGUGGCCUUGUCCAGUGGGUGAACUCUACACAGGAGACUUGUUCUCAGAACUGAGAUGGACUAACGCUCUGGGAAUUGGGAUCAGUAGGGGAGGAAAACAGGACAACCUGUCAGAUUUAUCUUAUAGUACAAUAGGGGUCAUAUUUUAUGUGUAUGGGGGUAGGGAUAUAUACACACUCAUAUACUUAUACUGUAUUAUAUAUAUAUAUAUAUAUAUAUAUAUAUAUAUAUAUAUAUAUAUUCUAGAGUAUGAAGAAAACUGUUGAUACUAUGAUAACAAGACUGUGCUCUAGCAUAGAGAUGAUGUUAAUGGGGACAAAUGAACAGCAGUCUGUGAGUCUGUAUGCUUUUGCCAGCUUGAGUUUAAAUACAAACACUGCCACGCACUGAUGUAUCGCCUGAGCCUGUUUUGUGACCAUUCUCCUGAGGGCAGCUCUGUUGCAUUGGCGUGUAGAAUAGUUUCAGAGCCUGGUUUGGAAUGGUAUGUUUCUCUGCAACCACCUACCACCGGAUGCCAUUGGCAACUCUUAUUCCUUUGGUCAGCAUUUUACUGGUGGGUUUUUAUGAGUUCCUUUGCUCUUGCCGUGAGGUUUUGCUAGAAUAUGCCUUUUUUCUCUCUCUUGAUCUUCUGUGUAUGAAUGUGUGCGUGUGUGUGUGUGUGUGUGUGUGUGUGUGUGUGUGUGUGUGUGUGUGGGACAUGGAUAUUAUGUUAGAAAUCAAACUGUGCUCUCUAUCCAGGUAACUAAAGAAGGUAAAUAAAUACAUGGGAAUAGCGCAUUAAUGUAGAGAGAGUAGGCUUGAAAUCAAAUGAUUAUUAUUAGGUGUUAUUAGGAGCAGCAGGCAAAGGGCAACUCCAACCACAGCUAGGCCCUGAUCAGUGAAAUAAGACAGUUUAGAGGGGGUCCCAUUUACAUAAGCAGCAAUCUGACUGUGUGUCCAGUUAAAGACAGUACAGUUUUCAUAUUUAGGCAUGAUGAUACUCUUGGGAUAUUAACAUGAAUGUUAUUGGCGCACUGGUGCAACAUAAACUGUUGUUGACUGUUUAACCCAGUACAGUAAUAGUGGCACUUUGACAGAGUUAAGUUAUGUCAACAUGUGUGUAUGUGUAACAAACUUGUCAUAAACAUCUAAAACAGUAACCUACGCAUAACUUAAAUCAGUCAAAGCAAAAAGACUGGGUUAAAGGUGCAGUCAGCGAUAGCACAGGAUGUCACGUUACAUUUUUGUCCAAAACAACGUACAUUAUAUUUUAACCAAGGACCAAACAAAACACAACAGAGAGGGUAGCUCACCCCUCCCUUCAGUAUUCCCAGAGAAACUCCAUACAAGGUUUCGUAUUUGUUUGUGGGACAGGCUACCCCCACUUUGUUUGUUGAGCUUGGGCUGCCUACAGAGACCAGUUUCUUUACAGUGUACUCACAGAAUGGGCAGCUAGCGGUUGUGAGGAGAUGACUGCUGAAUGUGACAAAAAAUGUUAUGGGCUUGAAAUUGAGUAAAUCGCUGACUUCACUUCUAAGUUAAGACAUCAGUCAUAAUGAAAAAUAUGCCUUCAAAAGAGUGCAAGAACUGCACACUCAACACACUCUUUUCUGUUAGCAGCACAACCAAGUUUUCUUUUUGGCCACCAAAGUUAGUUCAUGCCAGUGUAAUUGUAUGUCUCCCGUGGUCUGUAGAGAAAGCAUUAUAGGGUUUCUUGAACAGUGGGCAGUGAUGAGUUCGAUUUUGACUGAUGAAACUGUACUAGUGGAUGAUCAAGUCUGUCUUUCAAUGUAUUAGUUCUUUAUACUGUGUAUGCACUUUUGCCCUUGUCAUUUUUCAUUUCACCAAAA
Molecule: messenger RNA, 3108 nt
Organism: Alosa alosa (allis shad)
Lineage: Eukaryota; Metazoa; Chordata; Actinopteri; Clupeiformes; Clupeidae
Gene: gsg1l
Product: gsg1-like
Exons: 5
Coding region: 291-1226 (311 amino acids)
Cellular component (GO): plasma membrane
Source: RefSeq, a predicted model, not a curated record